Messenger RNA from Alnus glutinosa, 1413 nucleotides. RefSeq names its product extradiol ring-cleavage dioxygenase-like. NCBI's taxonomy places the organism in Eukaryota, Viridiplantae, Streptophyta, Magnoliopsida, Fagales, Betulaceae. The coding region runs from base 167 to 961 and encodes 264 amino acids. The transcript has 3 exons. The record is from RefSeq and is a predicted model, not a curated record. Gene Ontology annotation, molecular function: oxidoreductase activity, acting on single donors with incorporation of molecular oxygen; ferrous iron binding; zinc ion binding.
AAAGUCAGACAGGCGACCGCAAAACAAUUGAGCGCAAUUCAUUCGCUGCCAUCCUUCUCCCCUCUCUCUCUCUCACUCUCUCUCGUUCGUAUUAGAAUAUCAACUCAACACCAUCAUCAACAGAAUCAACACAACCUUGAGUUCUUUGAUUAAAAGAAAAAUUCAGAUGGACACGUUCUACAUAUCGCAUGGAUCGCCGACGCUGUCAUUUGACGAUUCGAUACCGGCGAGGCAUUUCUUGAAAUCAUGGAAGGAGAAAGGGCUAUGCCAGAGGCCCAGAGCCAUUCUCGUCGUUUCCGGACACUGGGACACGCCCGUGCCCGCCGUCAACGUUAUUAGCGGCCGCAACGACACCAUCCAUGAUUUCUAUGGCUUCCCCAAACACAUGUACCAGAUGAAGUACCCUGCACCGGGAGCUCCAGAAUUGGCAAAGAGGGUGAAGGAACUGCUACUGGCAUCAGGCUGCAAGCGUGUUGACGAAGAUAGAAAACGUGGGCUUGACCAUGGCGCAUGGGUCCCCCUGAUGCUGAUGUAUCCAGAGGCAGAUAUCCCAGUUUGUCAACUCUCUCUUCAGUCAGAUAGGGAUGGUACUUAUCACUACAACAUGGGCAAGGCACUGGCUUCUCUUAAGGAUGAAGGUGUUCUAAUCAUAGGUUCUGGUAGUACUACUCAUAACUUAAGGAACAUUUUGCCCCCAAACAGUCCUGUUCCUUCCUGGGCUUCGGAUUUUGAUGCCUGGCUUAAAGAUGCUCUUCUUCAAGGAAGAUUUGAAGAUGUGAACCAUUGGGAUGUGAAGGCACCCUGUCCUAAAAUGGCUCACCCUUGGCCAGAUCACUUUUACCCAUUGCAUUUUGCCAUGGGUGCUGCUGGUGAAAACACAAAGGCAAAACUCAUGCACCAUAGCUGGGACAUGGGUACUCUUUCUUAUGCCUCUUACCAGUUCACGGCAGCUACCAGCUGAAUCUCCAUCGAAAAAUUGUGCUACGAUAUGGUGUCUAUGCUGUCUCGUUAUAUUUCAGUACAUCUUUUGUUAUGUUAUCUUCGAAAUAAGAUUGGAUGCAAACUGGAAGUUGUUGUGGCCAUGAAAAUUGUGUACUUUUCGUUUGAUUGUAAAAUAUGUUGUUUGUUUGUAUGAUGUUAUAAGUACCUUAUAAGUUAUGUAUCUGAGUUACGUGGCAAGAGUCAUACACUAGCAAGGAGAAUUAAGACUUAGUCAUGCAGUGGAAGGACUCCUGGAAUAAGAGGAUAUCUGCUCAGUAGUUAGUAGUAGUAGUAGUAAUCAAUAUCUGUAUAAAUAUUGAUAAGUGAUAACUAAUGUCAUUUAUCUACUCUGUUCUUAUAAACAGUGUCUUGGAAUGCUUAUUUAAGCAGGAGAUUGAUGAAUAAUAUUAUGAAGUAUCAGUAUUUCAACUA